Messenger RNA from Phytophthora nicotianae INRA-310, 13637 nucleotides. RefSeq lists its product as hypothetical. The transcript has 5 exons. Gene Ontology annotation, cellular component: dynein complex. NCBI's taxonomy places the organism in Eukaryota, Oomycota, Peronosporomycetes, Peronosporales, Peronosporaceae. Gene Ontology annotation, biological process: microtubule-based movement. The coding region runs from base 24 to 10865 and encodes 3613 amino acids. Gene Ontology annotation, molecular function: dynein light intermediate chain binding; dynein intermediate chain binding; ATP binding. The record is from RefSeq and is a predicted model, not a curated record.
AAUAGCACGAGGUAUAUUGCAUCAUGGACAGCCACUUGAAGUCGCGCCGCGAAUCACUGGGCCGCCCGCCGUCAUCGCCACGAACGCCCAAGCUGCACGCCAUCGCCACUGGGACUGCUCUGCGUACGCGUGAGCAAGCGCGUCUUGAGCUUCGUCAAGCUUCAGACCGCGAAAAUGCACCGAAUCCGUCGCCGUGCGACGAGUCGUCGACGGAAAUGGACGCGAACAACCAUGAACGGUUAACUUCCAGCAGCGAUACAGGCGGCGGUGACGAAGACAAUGUUUCUCCGAACAUUUUCGAACAGUCCAGAAUGCAUGUGGACGAGGAUGAAUUGCUGGAAUUGCGUCGGAGGCCUCCCGUGGCUUUCGUGGUCCGGAAUGCUGCGACGAAGGAGGAAGAAAUGCAAGCUGCAGCUACGACGACAGACUCAACAGUAGCUAGACCGAAGAGAGGACAGAGCUGGCACUCACCUGUGCAUGUGCCUCUUUCCCACCGCAAACUGGUGCAGCCGCCUGAGAUUUUCAGAGAAGACCCACCGUUCCAACCCAUUGCGCCACGCGCACCGACCAGCGCGAGAAUGGGAAGAUGGCGCGGUAAAGCUGGUAAUACACCAGGUAGAAUGACAUUGAAUCCGACAAAAUUGACACCAAUGGCGAGUCCGACGCCAGAAACUCGAGACCAACUCUCAGACCGCGCGUUUGUACGGAAGCUUCGGGAGAAGAACCAGGAACUAUUUGAUCGGUUGGUACAGAGAUUUUCUACGCUAAGACGUGUGAGUAUCCAAGAGCAGGAAAGUCACAACAGAACCGACAACAACGCUCUGAAACUUUCAGGCGUUGAGGAUGCGAUCCUGUUCUUCUUAGACGCCAAGCACAAGCAUGAUGUCUUGUAUUUCAAGCGAAAACAUACGAGGGGAGCGAAAUCCGCCGAGACUGCAAAAAUUUCGCUCGGAUUGUCGUCAGCUUCUGCCACUAUGGGAAAGUAUAUGCCGUACGACUUGGAGCGUGUGGACGAGGCUCCUAGAUCUGGUGCAGGAGAUUAUUUCAUGAUGACUUGUUCGUCUCUUGUGCACCACACGAACAACAACGACAGCGACGUGUCUGGAGAGGUCAUCCCGUUGUCGCAGUGGAUCAUGGAGAGCAAAAUGUUCUCGCUACUUCUCGCUGGAAUUCCUCUCUUCCAGAAAUUUCUACUUAGGAAAACGUUCGUCGGGUGGGUGCGUGCUAUUCGUCGCACUAUUUACCGUGACAACUGCAAGCAGAUCGCUCACUGUCUGCCGUUCGCGCGUCAAUCUUUUGUCCGCUCGAUACUCCAAUCCAGUCGCGCUCUUCGUGACAUCCAGAGAAUCCGAUCGUUAACGUUACCGACCACUCGACCGGCAGUUGAUCUCGUUACAGUGCAAGAGCAUCAGAAGGAGCAAUUAGCAAUGGCAGAAAUGGGUCUGAUCGAUGCGAAAGAAAACCUUUUAGGUCUCAUGGAGGAAAUGGUGCAGAAAAUCUACGACGAUCUGGAUCCUCCGACCAAUUUGGACGAACUAUACAGCGCUGAAGCCACGUCGGUCCGCACUAUCAACACCAAGUGGAAAUCAGCGCCAAUAGCUGCCAUGCGUCAGCGUAAAACCGCUCUGCAACGUCAAAAAGACGCAGCAACGCACGACAUUUCGUUGCUGGAGACGUACAUUCGAGUGCUGGAUUAUAUGUUUACGGAGAGUCUCUACUUGAUGAUUAUCUACUGUGUCCGACACUUACGCGAACAGUUAUCGGCUGAGGAGAACUCAGGUGCUGUCUGUGCUGCAGUGGCGAUUAUUGGAGACUCACUGGAACUCACGCCGUCAUUUGAGCAGACUAAACACAUUUUCUUGGACGGAUUAGCUCGACUCAUCCGUCUCGUGAGCAAUUUCCACUUUACUAAAAACGCCACGACGUGGAGCAACAAUCGAGGCACGGGGCUAUUAGCCGUCGUCGCUGAGUCGUUCGAAUCCAACUUGUUCUCGUCGGAAUUCGACUUACAAUCGGUUCUCCGAAAAGACCCAAAAUUCGACAAAAUAACGAGAGAAUUAGUCUCCGAGCUGGCUCUGUGGUUUGAUCGAGCCACUCAACAAAUGCUCACAUUUGAGUCGCUACGUGUGAUUUAUGUCGAGGUGCAAUCGGUGCAAAAGCCUCGAGGAACCGACCAAAGUGCUGGAAACCAAUCGAAUCUCACUCGCCUCAUUGGAAUCUCCGGUGGUGAACUGUCCCGUUUCUUAAAGAAUAUCGCGAACCGUCUGAAUGUGCUCGACCGCUCGCAAUAUGCGUGUCAAAAGGUGCAGUCGAGCUGGAAAGUGGGGUUUCUCGAAAUUCAGUGUCGAAAUUCCAUUUCCGAAAUUUUAGAACUCAUUUCUCAAGAACGCAAUUUACUACACCAAAAACUGUACGCACUGGCAGUUGAAGGGGUCACAGAAUGUGUCAGUGUGUUACAACGAGCCACGUUACUAUUGGAGGACCGUCCGCAACUAAUUGAGUUUUUCUGUGAGCAAAUGAAGCAGGUUCGACUGCUCAAAGAGGGAGAAAAACAACUGAAUCAAAAUAUUCGCAACGUGGAUGAAACAGUUCGAGCUUUGAAGCGGUUCGCGCCCUCGUUGGGGUCGGAUAUUUCUCCUCAACACAACGCCAUGCACCAGUUUUUAGGCAAAUACACGACGCUUAUUCAGUCGCACGCCAAAUUUGCAGCUAAAGUCCUGCCCAAUAUCACGUACCAAGUCAACUCUGCGUUGCAGAAAUAUUCACUAAGAUGCCAGAAAUUGUUGACAGUGUACGAUGAAUUCUCCGACAUGGAAGAACAGGGAGACAUGGAGAAGAAUGUGGGAGUGUUCCAGGAAGUUGUACGUGAAUUGUCAGCGAUUGAGAAAGCCACAAAGUUGUACCAAGAAUACCAAAAAAUGGUCGGACUAAAAGUGGUAGAGAUCCCGUCGUUGGCCGAAGCCAUGACCAAGUGGGGGGAGGUACAGGAGUUAGUGAAUUUUACCUUACAGUGGCUAGCAGCAAUCAACUCGAUGGAAAACGGAAUUUUCAGCGAACAAAACUGGGAAGUUCAUGCCGACAAAGUUCACAGUUUCUUGCCAAUAAUUCGAGAGCUGCAAAGCCGGGAACGCGCUGGCUUUGCAGAUAAAAUGCUGGGGAACAUCUACCAAGCUGUGAUCGAUUACUUGAGAAAACUGAGUUUAGUGAAGGAAAUGGCUCAACCGUGGGUGAAAAUCCACCAUUGGAAGGAGAUUCUAAAACUCAUGAACAUCCUCAACUACGUUUCGAGCAUCGGCGUGUUGAUUACCGACGGAUAUACAGUCACGUUAGGGUUCCUUCGCAGUCGAGAUCUGUGGAAAUAUGAAUUACAGAUCCGAGAAAUCACUCAGAAAGCGCAUCACGAUGCAGUAACAGAGAAGAAGCUCAAUGCGAUGAAAUGUCGACUGCAGGACGCGGUGCUGCCUAUAAUUCGUGUCCAUGACUCGCACGAGCUCGACCUGCCGCGUGCGAUUCAAUUGCUCGAAUCAUUCGAGGACGAUCUGCUUACGAUUCAGUCGUUAGCUCAAGUUACAGCAUCGGGUUCUCUGCAAUUCCAGCUUGUGCAGUGGCGUGACGAAGUUCGUCACUGUGAAGAAGUGCUGGAUAAAUGGAUCAUAGUUCAACGAAGUCGCACGAAGCUGAGUCUCUUGUUCUCGCUUCGAGAUGUCCAGCACAGUGUCACGGACGCAUCUUUCGAGUUCCAAGCGAUAGAUCGUAAGUGGAGAGGCAUGAUGCACUCAGCGAAAGGGACGGCAUCUUUGUCUAUCUGUCUGCGUGAAGUGGUUACUAUUGGUUUUCUUGUUGGAGCUCAGGAAUCCUACGCCAAGUUGUGGCUUCAAUUAGGAACGUAUCUGGACGAAAAACGCAAAUAUUUUCCUCGAUUUAACUUCCUAUCCAACCACGAUUUAUUCCAGCUCAUAAUAUACGCACGGGAUCCGAAACAUUUGCCUCGAAUGGUUUCAAAGUGUUUUCGAGGGAUUCAAUCUCUUCGAAUGAGGAGGACGACAAUGGAACUGGUAACAUCUACCGGUAGCAGCGGUACUGGGAUUAAUGAGGAGAGGGCAGAAGACGACGUGGCGGUCUCUAGUCUGCAGGCUGGUGUUGAUAUCGACGCCAUCUACGGCGCCGCAGAAGGAGAAGAGCUGCCGAUCAAGCCCUUGCGCGUAACUGCGAACUCUCAAUUCUGGAUGAAAGAGCUGGACGAACGUGUGAGUGUAGCUGUGGUGGAGGCAGUCAAUAGCGCUAUGAAUGGGAGUAUCGUUACCUUGUUUGAAGACAAUCUGGAGUCGCUGAUCAAGCCUCGAUCAAGCGCAUCGAAUAGGAGAGUGGAGACAUGUACGGACAGUGCGGACAACAUUUUAUGUACGACCGAGUUGAACGCACAAACGGAUGAUCGCGAGUGGACUGAUUAUCCCCUUCAAGUUGUGCUUCUCUGCGUUCACAUCCUCGUCACUCACGAACUUAGUCCGUUAGUGCGUCUCGAUCGUACAGGUGGCGCAUGGCAACGCUUUUGGCAGGUUUUCGAACAAAAAAAGUCAAAUUUGAUCGAGUUUCUUGCACGCCGAGCGUCCAGUCCAAGAGAACGGUGGAUUGCCAGCUCCAUUUUGACUCUACUACUGAAUCAAUCGCAAGGAAUUCGAGAACUGUACGAGGAUCAACCAUUGACAAUAGUCAGUCAGUCAGCCGAGACUGCAACACAUCAGACAGAUAGUGACGUCUCUAUUCACCAUUACAGUUAUGCAGCUGGAGAUUCUUUCACGUGGACAAAGUUGCCGCGGUUUUACUACGAUCCGUUCGAGAAAAAGUGUACGAUUCAUCACUUGGUCAAGACAUUCCGGUACGAAUACUCGUUUAUUGGCAGCUACACGAGUCCAGUGCUGACUCCUCUGUGCACUCGAACGGUAUUAGCGAUGAGUACUGCGUUAUCGCUAGAACACGGACUGUUAGUGCAUUCUUUAAGUGAUGGUGGGAGCGGCAGAAAGCGGACACUUGUGCGUGAGUUAGCCGCAAUGGUCGGUCGGGAAUGUAUCGACUUCGACUACUCUAACGGCCUCACUCUUACUCACUUUAAGCGGAUUUUACGCGGUGUUCUUCAAAGCAAUUCGAUGUGGCUUUUAUUUUCUGGUAUCGAAGUGUCCAAAAUGUUGCGGAUAUUCGCACAGGAGAUGAACCAAAUUGUAGACGCUUUGAGAGCGCACCAGAAUUGUCUCGUUCUAGAUGGCUCUCCAGUGGACAUCACGAACAAUGAACUGGCUGUUGUAGUAACCUGUUCACUUGACUACCAACACACCCAUCACCAACAGAUUUUCUUACGUCUCUCAAGUUGUUUCGCUCCGAUUGCCUGUUCAAGUGCCAAUUCCGAGUUCAUAGUGGAAGCUUUACUACUUGUGAAUGGAUUUAAGGACGGGAAAGAGCUCAGUGAUAAGUUGAAGACGUUGUUUUGUCUCCUUGUGGACGACUGCAUUCCAUUUAUCAAGGAUUUGCCACAAAACCAACUUAGUUUUUCUUUCGCAAUUGUCCGAAAUGUCACGCAUCGGUUGGAUACAAAUGUCUGGCAAUCAGCUGAGAAAUCCCUCGUAGCUGCAAUUUGGGAUGAAAUUCACACUAAAAUUUUACCAGAGAGACGAGUGGCUUUUCUGAAAUGUAUUCGUACAAUUUUCCCACAUGCAGUAGAUCUAGAGAUAAACGCGUUUGGAACGUUGGUGCUGCGAACUCCAACUGGAAAAUCCACUACAGUUUCGUCAGAUUUUUGUGAAAACUCAGCAAAUGACGAAGAUGCCGCACUGUCGUGUGAUAGCGACGAAGAAGACGAAUUUCACGACCUGAAAAUUGUGAAAAUGAGGAUCCAAACUGCGAUUUCUUCACGUCGAUUGAGUGUGAGUGAGAUCUACGUCCGCAAACUUCUCGAGUUAUACCAAAUCGUAUCGAAAAAAGUCUUUGUUGUCGUCGUUGGUCGCGGUGUAUGUGGGAAAUCGACUGCUAUCAACGUGCUGAGCUCCGUGUUCGCAGAAAAAGUGCCCAGCUCGGAGUCUACUUUGUUUGGAGAUCCUGACAGACAACUUCGCGCUGUUCGGCUGUACCCGGAGGCUUUCAACUUGAAAGACAUUUACGGAGAAGCGACAGGAGAUUCCGCCUGGGACGACGGAUUUUUCAGCCACUUCUUCCGUCAGAAUUGCGUCGACGUCGCCUCCAUCGACAACAACGUCGACUAUACACUCGAGAGUAUCGACGGAGACUCGUCCUUAAGCCCACAGCCAACGCGACGAAGGUCUGUAUUCAUCCCCGAAGAUGCUCCAACUAACCGGUCUUUGGCUCCUGCGUCGUGGAUUGUUUUCGAUGGAGUACAAGACGCAUUUACUCUACUGGAACCGCUUCGAGGUCUGAUGGAUUCUUGUCCGAAAGAUACAAAGAAAAUGACUUUACCCAAUGGAGACCAAGUGGAAUGUACACAACAGAGUCUGCGUGUCUUCUGCGAGGUUGAGAGUCUCCAACACUGGUCACCUGCUCUUCUAGCUCGCUGUGGUUUAGUCUACAUGCAGACUGAGCACAUAGUACCUUACACUCUCCUAAUUAAGAGCUGGUUGCAGCAACAACAACCUAAACGCAAACGCUCCAGCUUAGCGCAUCUGACCAAGUUACUCGAACCAACUAGUGAGUUUGUGGCCAAGUUGAUGAGGACGCAUUUACCGUCGCUUUUGGACGUUUUCAAGCGGUAUUGUCCUACAUUUCUCGAGUGUUCUCUCACUCACAUCGUCGCGAAUAUGCUGCAACUUGUCACUCCUUUUGUAGUGGAGAUCGCUAAGGGGGUCGUGGAAGAUGAAUCCGAGUGGAUGACUGACGCGAGGAUUGUGGUGGCGUAUGCUGCGACUAUUUCUAUCGGUGUGAUCCUCCCACGUUGUGGCAGGAUGGAAUUCCACCUCGCGGCUAUCAAGAUCGCACCUCACCUGAUAGAAGAGCAUCCGAUCUUCACUUUGGACGCUUCUGUUACACUUUUUGACGUCGGAUUGCGCUUCCAAGAUCACCGAGUUGUCUUGUUUCAGUGGUCUUCUUCAGUACUGGAGAGUUCCAAGCCAACGCGUCGAAGCAGCUUCGCGUAUCAAUCGCAGUUUCCUCGAAGAACCAGCGCAGUAUUGAAAGCUCGAGGGCGAAUUGUCACUAGUGAAGACAAGGAAGGAGACGACGAGUUAGUGGGGGACACGUCGACAAUUACGAGUCCGCUCUCCAUCAUUUACGUGCCUACUGCUGCUACCGUUAGCUGCAGUGCGUGGCUUACAAUGAUUGGAUUAGCUAAAGCGAAUGCGUUCGUAGUGGGUGAAUCUGGGGUCGGGAAGACGCUCGUGAUGGAGAAUUGUCUUCGCCAACUUGGUAAGAACGAGAGGGUGAGCGCUACUGCUCUGCAGAUUAACUGUACGACAACUGGCGUUGAUAUCCAGAGAGCGAUUGAGCAUGGAAUGACUGGUAAAUUGAAAGGUGCGCACUGUCCUGGAGUUGGAAAGCGAGCACUGGUGCUUCUGUUGGAGAAUCUCAAUCUCGACACUCAGGAUUCCUCGACGUUAGUGAAUGGACCAUGUUCUGCUAUGAUUCGACAAGUUAUCGAUGGAAAGGGGAGUUUUAUCAAGUCUACAAAAGAAUAUGUGGAGUUCCGAGAUUUAGCAAUUUGGUGUUCGUUUUCCUUGUCGAAUUUUGGAUAUCCUCGCGUUCCUGCUCGAUUAUUGCGGCAUUUUCACAUGAUGUGGCUCCCGAGCCAAACUGAUCAGGUGUUCGCACAAGUCGUUCCUAUGUUCAGUAAUUACUUCAGAAAACGCUACGAAGGCCCAAUUUUUGGAGAUGUGACUGGUAUCGUGUAUCGCCUGAGCCAGUUCCCCAUUCAAAUGUUCAAGAGAGGGAGAAAACUGUGGAAACUUUCGGCUGCCGCACCUCAUUUGCUCUUCAGUAUUGGCAGCGUCCUCUCGGUUUUUCUCAGCCUGAUGAACGCCUCAUUGUCACGAAUCCCUGCAGAUCCAGAGACCGAGUUUGAACUAUUAACCCUUUAUUUAACCUUACAGCUCCAUCGAAAUCGAUUCCUCGAACGGAUUAACCGUGAUCAACUCGAAUCUUCAGCUCGCCGGAUAGCCAAGAGACUCGGAUUUUCCUCCCAGAGUUUAUCAUUUCUGCGAUCUCCCUCAGAUUUUUUCUUCGCAGAUUGUGGAGAUACUGAAGGGAUCACGAAGAUAAAUGCCAAAACGCUCACAACGUUUUUCGUUGCAGGUGAGGAGCGUUUCCACUGGAACAGAAAAUCCGCGUUGAAAUUCGGAUUUUCUGUUCCAGAAUCCGGUGAGCUCAGUCCUCACAGCUCUCGUGGCAAAGGUACACGUUCUGUCGCAACAAAUGACGAAGGAAUCGGUCUCAACUCGUCGAAUUCUGUUCAGGAAACAGCAAAUGUACGACGAUCUUCGCUAGCGAUGUUCGCACUGAAAAAUGGUCUCCCAGACGAGAAAGUGACCACUUCUUUAUCGUUUCAUCAGUUGCAGAAUACUUUGGACGUCUUUAGUUUCCUACAAAGUGGUGCACGACAUUUACUGCUCAGUGGAUCAGAUACUGCUGAUCGACGGAGCACGACAAUGGUGGCGUGUGGAGCUUUAUCCUUCCAGUUUCGUGAAAUUUGUACCGAAUUGCGAUUACCGAUUUUUAUCGAGCACGUCAAAACUAUUGUACUCGACGCAGGUCUUAAAGCGACCCAAACAGUGUUGUACGCUGAAUUUGAGGAUUUAAACGCAGAGGAAGUGGCACUUUUAGUGUAUUUAAUCCGUCAAGAUGAUCUACCUCCUCACGUCUAUUCUUCGGCUGAUAAAGUGAAACUUCACACUAUUGACCACCAUCCAAAACCUCGACCAGCUUCUCCACUAACAAACAGAUCAUCGUUUUUACAGGACAUGUCAAGUGUCGAGAAAGGAAAAGUUACUGGAGCAAAGAAAACAACGCGGUCAUUAGCACAUUUACAAACAGUUUUUCGGGAAAAUGUGAGAAGAAGUCUCUACAUCGUGCUAUCUUUUGGGUGUGAGGCGAAACUAGUCGAAUUGAUGACUCAACAGCCGUCUGUAUACUACCGAUUUGUGUCAAAAACGUUCCCUCAAUGGCAGGAUGUUUCGGCUGAAGAAAUCUGCAAUAGUGCUCUGCAAGAAUGGACAUUACUGAAUGAAAAUCCAGAUAUUAUCGGCACAUUUUCAAGCGCGCAACUACGUGACAUGGUGCUGAUUAUCCAUCGUACAGCUGAAAGCUUUAAAAACGAUAGACUUUAUCAACGUUUACCAUCUUUUACCAUGCGUGGAAGGAGAUUUGGCGCUGUAACUACGCGACUGGAUGAUAUGCUACGAGUAUUUACAAUUCUGUUUGCGUUUCACCACAAAAAACUGGGAAAACAACUUCGUGAUUUAAGAAAAGUUCUAAAAUUUCUGACAAAGCGGUUGGCACAGACCAACGUACGCGUUGCGAAGGAAGAAACGAGUGAAAUUGCGCAAAGUGACGCCAGCCAAGCUGUCGUGGAUAUCGCAGCACAACUCGCAGCUCAAGAAUCCAUCGAGAAAGAGGCAAGGCGAUUGUUCCUACUUGAUGAAGAACGUUGUGUUAAAAUCCAGGGUGAAAUUGAGAUAAAACGCGCCAGUAUCCAACGCGAAUUAUCCAAAACCUUGCCAGAUGUUUUGGAGGCUACCGAGGCGUUAUCCCAGAUCAACAAAUACCACAUCGUCGAGAUGAAAUCCUUUACAAAUCCGCCGCAGCUAGUGCGCUUAGCCAUGCAAGCGGUGUGUGUACUGCUGGAUGUUCCACCGACUUGGAGUGAAGCGCUACGGAUUCUCGCAGAUAUUCGCUUUUUGGAUCGACUUCGGAACUUUGACAAGGAUAAUAUCGAUCCUUCCAUCAUGGAUCGUGUCAGAUUUUACGUGAAUCAUCCAGAUUUUUCCAUGGAGAACAUGAGACGCGCAUCUCUGGCUUCGACUACACUCUGCAAGUGGGUUUUGGCGUUAGUACGAUACUUUGAGGCGAUGAAACGCGUGGCUCCGACGCAGAAAUUGCUCGAUGAAAUAGAGCAGAGUUACCAUAUUGUCGUGCAGAGAGCAGACGCUGAGAAGAAAAAGCUCGUGGAUAUUGAGAUCCAUUUAUCCGAACUCCGUGUCCUUCAAGCUCAAAAAAUCCAGCGGGAAGCGGAACUCCAACGAACGCAAGAAACAAGGCAGCGCUACAAGUCGUCGGUCACGUCGUUUGGUCAAGUGAUCAAGCAGUGGCACGACGUCACAAAGGAGCGAUUAGAAUCUGUUGAAAAACAGCAAGAAAAUCUGCUUUUGGAUUGCGUUUGUGUUGCAACUUUGAUCAUUUUUGGAGCUGAAAAAUGCCACGAAGCACGCGAAAAACUCGUUUGUCAGUGUCAACAAGCAGUUCAAAAGAACUUUUCUUCAUACCCGAUGGCUGUGGAUAUACCGGCGCUGAUACAAUUGAGUGGAGAGGGAUUGACUACGCACUUCCAGAGGAGUAUUAGCGAUAUGUUAGAAGACGAAGACGAGGCGUUUGCUACCAGUCUUUUCCUCAUGGACCAGAUCCAGCAGGUGUGUUUUAAGAUUCCAUUCCUCGUCGAUCCUUUGGGCCGUGGGAUUUCAUGGAUUAAAGAGGCCUACAGCAACUCCACACCGUCGAAAGGAUCUCGAUCGUUUGGUGAGAACGUCGUGGUGGACGCUGGUGAUCCUCUGUUUCUACGCGCAAUUGAGACUUGUCUGGCUCAAAGUGCGCCACCAAUGGUACGUUUAUACACUAACAAGAACUGGUGGUUUAUCCUUAAACUUUGGAUUUUUCUGUAGGUUCUCGUUGAAAACGCUUCUGAAGGUGACGAGGCUGCGAUUGAAGCUGCACUGGAGUUAAUCGUAUUACUCAAGGAGAAAAGCACUUGUGCGGUAUAUUUCGCGGCCAAAUCUCUCGAUAAAGUGUUGUCUUGGACGCCUAAGACUUGGAGCCAUUUCGCUGUGGUCGACUUCACACCUACACGUCGGGACCUCGACAAUCAUUUCCUCACUUUAUUCUGUCACAAUUCCAGAGCAGCAGCACAGAAUGACAUUGAAUCCAUCAGGUCCAAGUUGAGCGUUGAAAAGUCACAAGAAGAAGCGCUUUUUCAGAAUUUCCUGGUGAAUUUGUGCGCUGCGAGCGACGAGGCGGCAAAGCCUUCAACUGCUGGUCUGAGUUCGACUACGGUAUCGAUUUUAUCGGCUUGGAUUUCGUCAGGGUCUGGUCAGCAGGGAUUUUGUAAUGAAGACUCGAUGGAGCGGAUUUCAACGCAGCUCGACGAUUUUAUGGCAGUUCGACACACUCGAAUGCAACUACAGCAGGAUCUCAGGAAUCUGUACACUGAACGAAGACAUGCCCUUCCAUUUGCACGUCGAUCGCGUGCCUUUGUACUGACUGAAGAAGGAUUGGCAAAACUCGGAUUAUCACUGCAUCUGUCACUGUCGCGAACGUUGGAUAAUAUCGGUGAAUCUCUCGUGGAUUCUCAGACAAAAAUCCAAAAGUCUUCUGAGGAAAACAAAAGCUGGUAUUUAAACGUCAGUGCACUCACUGCGCUAACGACUACAUCAUUUAUCCGCCAGCGACUAGCAGGCAUUCUGACGUCGUUGCACCGAACGUAUAUGUUUGUACUCGUUUUAUCUAUUGGAGAAAUCGAUGGUGAAGAUGAAACGUUUGAUAUCCCGCAACAGAUAUUUGCUGAGAACGUACGAGAAAGAAUCCUUCCUCUGUGCUCAAGACGCAAUUUAAGUUGCCACCAUUCUGGCCAAGGCGACGACUGUAACCUAAAUAAUGCGGCCAAACUGACAGCUCAGCGAUUUGUGGACCAGAUCGUCGAGGCAGCACUAAUAUCCACAGCUACUUCAACAUCAUGUACACAACUCGACGACGAGCUCUUGGCAGCUUUUGUGAAGAUCAAAAAAGGAUUUCUGCACUCCUGUGAGCCAGCUGUCCAAGCUCUGUACCUCAACAUGAUCGAGAAUGCGAACGACUGGAAGAUUUACAUUAAAUCUACUUUGGCAUAUGAACCAGCAGAUGAAUCUACGAAUAUCCAAAGCCCUCGAAACGCCAAAUCUCCAUGGAUAAAAUCCAUUCAGUGGCCGAAGUGGAUGAUGAAGCACUUUCGACUGCUUGGGCGUCUUCAGAUCCACUUGAGUUUAUUCGACUCCCUCCCGCUUAGAUUAAUUGAUGAUCUCAUAGCUACACACCUCGGAGAACGCGAAAUGAACUCGAUUUUAUCGGAGGGAAUCGUUAGACCAAGUUUGGAUUCCUUGGUAAAGAACGCUAAUUCCUCCACUCCGUUGCUUGUUCUUACCAACUCGAGCGAAUUUGCGGCUAAUGGAUCGUCUUCUGUACGACAUUGUGCGAGACGAAGUGGAAUUCCCGUUGAAAAGGUUGUCUACAUGUCAGUUGGCCAUGACGCCACAGCGAAAAAUCCGGUAAGUAUUUGGUCUUACCGUGAAAUAUCUGCCACGACAGACUCGGUAGUUCGUGCUGUUACCGCUGUGACGAGACUGAAAGAGCUUUCGACAAACUCGGGGUGGAUAAUCAUCGAUGGAGCUAAUACUGCUUCUGCGUCUUUAAGUAUCACGAAUGCACUGCGUCUUCAGAUUGCGCAUCUGAGUGGCGUCAAAUCCACACAUCACGACUUUCGCUUAUGCAUAGUGGAAAAUCUAGCAGAUUCUUUGGGUGACUUGACGCUUCCAGCUCAUCGUCUCUUCUUGGAGUCACCACAAACACUCAAACAGCUCUACGACUCCUUCUUGCAGUCCGAACAAGAGCGCAAAGAAGCAGAAACGAAUCUAGAGAAGGCACAACAUAAAGAAGAAGCUCCAAAGCGUCCACCACCGCUGUCUCGCCAUGCCUCGUCCAUUUCAUCAUCUCUUCAACGCGGCAAUACGGAGCAGCAAGUUCGAGCAGCUCUGUGGUUGUUCCACUCGACUUUUCGCCUUCAUCUUGAGGCCACAGGGUCCUCAAUUCCGACCGAUCUCUUCAUCUCGCAGUACGAGCUUGACCGAGUGACGCGUUUAAUCCAGCUGCAUCUUCAUCAACGCGUGGUCGCUUCCACUGUCACUUCUGGGACGUCUUCACUUCAAACAGCACCACCGUCUGCUGCAGCAACGGAAGCACACUGGAAAACAUUAAUGGAGCUGGCAGUGUUGAUUUAUUUGAGUCGUCUGUGGGGUGACAGUCGAGAUAACCAAUGUCGACAACUGCUGACCUGGUGCUUCCACUCCAACACCCGGGAUCACAACACAGAGCAAGAAUCCGUACUAUCUCGUAUCCUACAGCUACGACAACGCCUUGCUAGCUCCACAAUGAGCCCAGGUUCAACACUUUUCGAAAAGGUUGAGUUGGAUUUUCUGCCUGUUGAUUUACAGCGUCAACAACACGAGUACGAAUCAUCGUCACUACUCAAGAAUUUGUUAACUAUCUACGCUUAGGACGGAGACUCCUGCAAGACUGUGGCCGAUCUUCUACUGCGUGCGCGAAGUCGCUUGGAAGCGUAGUUCAGGACAAAAAUUGUACUCAGCUGAAAAGUAACACGAAAGGUAAUUCUACCAAAAGUAUUGUAG